Molecule: messenger RNA, 930 nt
Organism: Notodromas monacha
Lineage: Eukaryota; Metazoa; Arthropoda; Ostracoda; Podocopida; Cyprididae
Source: the annotation of a GenBank genome assembly
CAAUAUUCUGAAAAUAAUCCAGUGAAGAUGUUGCAAAUAAACUUGUCUCUUUUGUGUAUUUCCUUGUUUUUCAUCAACGAAGUGAGUUCUUAUUUAGAAGCUAGAGGCGAUGGUUUAUAUUACGGGGGUCAAAAGGUUUUUCUCUCUGGUGCCAAUUAUGCUUGGCACAAUUACGGACAAGAUUUCGGAGAUGGUCAUUACUUCAGCGAAUCGCAGGCAUUUUAUGAAAGAUGGCUAGAUGAAAUUGCGAGCGCCGGAGGCAACUCAGUCCGAUUCUGGCUCCACGUGGAGGGAUACGUGACCCCGAAGUUUGAUGCAAAUGGAUACGUGAUUUCUGGAGACAAUCAAGGAACUUUAAAAGAAGAACUGAAGACGUUUUUAGAUGCAGCUCGGCAAAGAAACAUCUUCGUAGUACCCGUGCUGUGGAAUGGCGCAUAUUUGACGAACCAAAAUGCCAUAAAUUUGGUUUGGGAUGAAAGCAAACUCCAGUCGUACAUUGACAACGCACUCAAGCCACUUGUGUCAGCAGUGAGCAAUCAUCCAGCGUUAGCAGCCUGGGAAAUAGUGAAUGAACCAGAGGGUUCCAUCAGGGUCGGGGUCUCCAACUCAAAUCCCUGCUUCGAUACAACUCCUAUAAGCAACAGUGGAGCUGGAUGGACAGGACUGAGCAUUCCAAUUGAGAACUGGCUGAAGUUCAUCAACCGACAAAUAGAUGCUAUCAGAAGUGUGGACCCUGCAAUGCUUGCCACCCAGGGUGCCUGGUCAGAAAGGUCCCAGACAAAUGUUUGCGCAGACUGCCACAAUUACUUCAGUGAUGACUGCCUGAUUGCAGCUGGUGGCAGGCCUGGUGGCACUAUCGAUUUCUACCAAAUGCACACAUACUCUUGGCAGAGUCAAUACAGUCCCUACAGUCCAUUGAAGGUACUGUAA